ACAGGAAAUGACAAAGCUCCCUCCUGGACACUGGUCACAAGCCAUGCCUUCGAUGCCGCAUGGAGGCUGGCGGUGGGGGCCUUGAUGCUGGCCACCUCCCUCCUGCUGGCUGCCCUCUGCCGCUUCCAAAGACUAUACCUACACUUCAGGCACCGGCUGAAAUGGUGGAUGGGAUAUCUGCAGAGAAAGUUCAAAAAGAACCUCAGCGUGGGGGCCGAAGUUGAUGUGCUCAGCUACUGUGCGCGAGAGUGGAGGGGAGAGACGCCCGAUGUCAAGCUCCUCAGGAAGGCGUACGAGGAGCUGGCUGGGAGGCUUCGCGUUCAGUGCGUCCGGCCGGUGAAGAGAGAUCACUACGCGGCCCUCCGAGCGGUGUUAUUCCAGAUCUUCAGCCAGGGCCUCCCGCUCCCGGCCUGGAUGAAAGAGAAGGACGUUGUGAAGCUCCCCGAGAAGCUGCUCUUCUCCCAAGGCUGUAACUGGAUCCAGCAGUACAGUUUUGGUCCUGAGAAAUACACAGGUUCCAACGUGUUCGGAAAGUUACGCAAAUGUGUGGAGCUAUUAAAAACUCAGUGGACCGAAUUCAGCAGCGUGAAGGACCAGCACAAGAGAGGGAGUAAGUGCAACAUGCUGUUUUCCGACGCGAUCCUGGAAUACCGCCUGUACGAAGCGUUGAAGUUCAUCAUGUUGUAUCAAGUCACGGAAGUGUACGAGCAGCUGAAGGCCAAGAAAGCCGUCCCCAGCCUCUUCAGCCUGCUCUUCUGCAGGGACACCUCCCCCGACCCCCUGAGCUUCAUGAUGAACCACCUGAACUUGGUCGGGGACACGUGUGGUCUGGAGCGGAUUGAUAUGUUUAUACUCAGCUACUCCCUGGAAGUCAAGAUCAAAGUGCUCAGACUGUUCAAGUUCAACUCCAGGGACUUCGAAGUCUGCUACCCAGAGAAGCCCCUCCGAGAGUGGCCGGAGAUCUCGCUGCUGACUGAGAAUGACCAGCACUAUCUCAUCCCCGUCUUCUAAACCGGGCCUGAUGGGCGCAGGCUCGGCCCAGGGACAGUGGCCGCCCUCGCACGCACAGUUCCUUCUUCCAACCCAAAGCUGGUGCUGCAGCCGCUGACCCGACUGGACAGGGAUGCCUCUGUGGCCACUCCUAAGUACUCGGGGCUGGAGCCCCACAGGUGGGCUGGCUCUGCCGUGUCCGCAGUGACUUUCUACGUGCUGCUGCAUGGUUGACCUUGGUCAGAGGACUCCUUGGUCACGUCCCAUGAAGGCCAGCCGUCGGGAGCAGAAAGAGCAGCAGCAGCAGGAGGUGGGGAAGAAGGAGAAGAAAACACGUCAAGAAAAGCAAUUGAGGCUCUGAAAAAGAAAGAGUCCCCUUGUGUCCACCCCUUGUCAUCUUUGGUUGGACUCGCCGCUUUGACUCACCCAGGGACAGCCAGCCUGGCUGAUCUUCCCAGGAGUCUCUAUGGCCCACAGACAUUCCCAAAGUGCUCCUUGAACUUGACAUCUCUGCGCGUGUGUAUGUGAAGUCUCGUGUGUGUGUGUGUGUGUGUGUGUGUGUGUGUGUAUCUACACACAUGACGUGUGCGCAGGGCUCCCCCGUCAGAAUCACCUGCAGAAGUGCAGGUAGCCCACGUGGUGAGUCGCAGAGCAGCAGGAGGAAACGAGCAGGGGCUGGCUGACUCAGAGGUCCACAUGUAUAGUUUCUGUGUACACACAUGCACCCCCCACCCAACCACGACUUAGUCGUGUUGGACAGGCUUGUUGGACAGCUCUUUCUCUCUGUCAUCGUCCUCAUGACUGUCGCCUCUGGCCACCCACUUUGUAUCGCUGCGGAAGAUAAAUCCUGCCAAGGAAGGCAAGUCCAGGACAGUUAUUGGACUUUCCCCCAUACGGCACCGUGGUGUAUUUGAUGGGUGUUGCGGGGGGACGUGAACACGGGACCUCGUUGGGGUGGGAGGAAUGAUACCCCUCCCCCACCACACACAGAUGCUGUGUCCUCAUCCUCACAACGCACGCGCACAGCCAGUUACCAGCAAAGGGGGAUAAAAACUGCGCGUGGAAUUCAGGUCAUCAGCUGACCUUGAACAAGGGAGGUUGCCUGGGUUGUCCAGCUGGGCCCAGUGUCAUCACGGGGGGGAGGUACAAGUAGAAGAGGGCUGGAGAAAGAAGGGGGGAUGGGAAACGCCCAAGGACAUAAGAGGCUGAGCUGCUGGCUGUGAAACAGGAGAGAGGGGUGGCCAGGAGCCGAGGGACACAGGCGGCUUCUGGAAGCUGGGUCAGGAAAGCAGCAGAUCAAUGGCCCUGGGGCCUCCAGAAAGGACGUGACCCCGCGACACCGUGACGUGUGCGCAGGGCUCCCCCGUCAGAAUCACCUGCAGAAGUGCAGGUAGCCCAUGUGGUGAGUCACAGAGCAGCAGGAGGAAACGAGCAGGGCCUGGCUGACUCAUCUUGGUGGUUGUGGUUACCUGUUGGGCUGCAAUCCACAUGGUCUUUGGUUCGAAACCACCAACAGCUCCGAGGGGGAAAGACUGCGCUGUCUACUCCAGAGCUCCUGUAAAUGGCGACAGUCUUGGGAAAGCCACAGGGGGUCGCUCGCGAGUCUGCCUUGACUCUGUGGCCAGGCGUGUGCUUUCAUGUUGGGCUCAACUUUAACGAAUCAUUAUUUUGGAAGUACCUUGCUGGUCUACUUUGAAUUUCAAUAAAUACAAAAGAAUUAUGAAAAU
Molecule: messenger RNA, 2717 nt
Organism: Echinops telfairi (small Madagascar hedgehog)
Lineage: Eukaryota; Metazoa; Chordata; Mammalia; Afrosoricida; Tenrecidae
Gene: OTULINL
Product: OTU deubiquitinase with linear linkage specificity like
Exons: 7
Biological process (GO): protein linear deubiquitination
Cellular component (GO): cytoplasm
Molecular function (GO): cysteine-type deubiquitinase activity
Source: RefSeq, a predicted model, not a curated record